CGCAGUAGUCGUAGGCUGCCCACGGCCCUCGGCGCCGAACACGCAUCUGCUUCUCCUCUCGAUCCCAUCCGCAUUCCCAUCCCAUCCACUCCACCACCAGAUCCCCGCGAGCGUAGCCUCUCCUCCUCCCCUCUCACGUCCCACCGCAUGCGCAACACGCGCCUGCCUUCCCGGUCCAGCCCCCUGCCCCCAGGUGUUGCGUCCCCCGUCGAUCGCCACUCGACCCUGCUGGUGGAGUGAGUGCCGGUGAUCCAUCCGGAGUUGGAUUUGUCCUCGGCAAGGAGGUUUUGCACCAUACAAGAUCGUCAAAAUUGCCGAAAUGGGAGGUAUAAUUAGUGGGGACUCGCCUAGGCACAGCUCACCAGCAUCGAAGUUAGAGAAAAAGAUGGUUGACGCUAUGCAACAGAGGGCAUUAAAAGGAACCUCUGUGAAAUCAUUCAAUAGUGUCAUCAUGAAAUUUCCUAAAAUCGACGAGAGUUUGAGAAACUGCAGGACUAUCUUCCAGGAAUUUGAUGAAGAUUCCAAUGGUGAAAUAGAUCAACUGGAACUCAAGCGUUGUUUCCAAAAUUUGGGUAUCGAAUCAACUGAUGAGGAGAUAAAAGAUCUUUUUGAGGCAUGUGACAUAUAUGAACAUAUGGGCAUGAAGUUCAACGAGUUUAUUGUCUUCCUGUGCCUUGUUUAUCUUCUAAAUGACCCUGCAGUGUCUGAAGCAAGAAAAAGAAUGGGGUUAGGGAACCUUGAACCAACAUUUGAAACAUUGGUUGAGUCAUUUGUCUUCUUGGACAAGAACAAAGAUGGAUAUGUCAGUAAGAGUGAGAUGAUACAGGCAAUAAAUGAGACCAUUGGAGGAGAGCGCUCUUCAGGGCGCAUAGGCAUGAGAAGAUUUGAGGAAAUGGAUUGGGACAAGAAUGGCACAGUGACCUUCAAGGAAUUCCUUUUUGCUUUUACUCGCUGGGUGGGGAUCGAUAAUGAAGACGAUGAUGAUGAAGAUAAAGAAGAAUGAGUGUGCCAACUAAGGAUUAGGCGUUAUGAAUUGGCCAGGUUGACUGGAGGCCUCCAGCAGCUUCCUCCUACCGUUGUUCAGAAGCAGUAGUUCAUGUUUUUUGUGUGCCGAGCUGAUGAAUAUGUUUAUGUUCGUAUAAACAGGAUGAACACUAGCUAUGUUAAGGAUUUGCUUAUAAAAAGUUACACCGGGUCAGAUGCUGUUCUGUUAGCGUACAUUGUCUUUAAAAACUAUUUGCAUUCUGUAUGACAAUGUAAACUUGUGAACGGUAGUAGUGCUUUACUUUGUUUC
Messenger RNA from Zea mays, 1294 nucleotides. Its product is annotated as calcium ion binding protein. The coding region runs from base 320 to 1003 and encodes 227 amino acids. The transcript has 5 exons. The record is from RefSeq and is marked provisional. Gene Ontology annotation, molecular function: calcium ion binding. NCBI's taxonomy places the organism in Eukaryota, Viridiplantae, Streptophyta, Magnoliopsida, Poales, Poaceae.